Cynocephalus volans (Philippine flying lemur) is the source of this 2388-nucleotide messenger RNA. It is a transcript of the gene PCDHB7, whose product is annotated as protocadherin beta 7. NCBI's taxonomy places the organism in Eukaryota, Metazoa, Chordata, Mammalia, Dermoptera, Cynocephalidae. Gene Ontology annotation, biological process: homophilic cell-cell adhesion. The transcript has a single exon. The record is from RefSeq and is a predicted model, not a curated record. The coding region runs from base 1 to 2388 and encodes 795 amino acids. Gene Ontology annotation, cellular component: plasma membrane. Gene Ontology annotation, molecular function: calcium ion binding.
AUGGAGGCCAGAGUGGACCGUGUUGAGCAGAAAAGGCAAGUCCUAUUUCUUUGUGUAUUUCUGGGAAUGUCUUGGGCUGGCGCGAAACCGCUUCGGUAUUUUGCAGUGGAGGAAACAGACAGAGGCACCUUUCUGGCCAACCUAGCAAAUGACCUGGGGUUGGGGGCGGGGGAACUGUCAGCCCGAGGACCUAGAAUUGUUUCAGACGAGAACGUACGAUUUUUACUGCUCAAUGCGUUUACUGGCGAUUUACUUCUAAAUGAGAAAUUGGAUCGAGAGGAAUUGUGCGGCCCCACAGAGCCCUGUGUGCUGCCUUUCCAGUUGUUAUUGGAAAAGCCUUUUCAGAUUUUCCAUGCUGAAUUAUGGGUCAGAGACAUCAACGACCAUUCUCCAGCAUUUCUAGACAGAGAGAUUCCCCUGAAAAUAUUAGAAAGUGCCACUCCUGGAGCGGCAUUUCUCCUAGAAAGUGCACAGGAUUCAGAUGUUGGAGCCAACAGCCUGAGUAACUAUACCAUCAGCCCCAAUGCCUAUUUCCAUAUCAAUGUCCAUGACAGCGGGGAGGAGAAUAUCUAUCCCGAGCUGGUACUGGAUCGAAUGCUGGAUCGCGAGGAAAUACCUGAGCUCAGUUUAACUCUCACGGCCUUGGAUGGCGGCUCUCCGCCCAGAUCCGGGACCGCCCUGGUACGCAUCCUGGUCGUAGACAUAAAUGACAAUGCCCCUGAAUUUCUGCAGUCGCUCUACAAGGUGCAGGUGCCCGAGAACAGCCCCGUUGGCUCCCUGGUUGUCGCCGUGUCAGCUAGAGAUUCAGAUACCGGAAGUAAUGGGGAAAUAGUCUAUGCAAUUUUUCAUGCCACUGAAAGAAUUCUCAAAACGUUUCAAAUCAACUCAACAUCUGGCAAUCUUCAUCUUAAAGGCGAAUUGAACUACGAAGCAAUUCAAACUUACACAUUGACUAUUCAGGCCAAAGACGGCGGAGGGCUUUCUGGAAAAUGUACAGUAGUGGUUGAGGUAACAGAUAUAAAUGAUAAUACACCGGAGCUGCUCCUGUCAUCACUUACUAGCCCAGUUGCAGAAAACUCUCCAGAGACAGUCGUUGCUGUGUUUAGGAUCAGAGACAGAGAUUCGGGGAAUAAUGGAAAGAUGAUAUGCUCCAUCCAAGACGACCUCCCCUUCGUCCUGAAGGCAUCUGUAGACAAUUUCUAUACACUAGCAACAGAUAAACCGUUGGAUCGAGAGAGGAACACAGAGUACAACAUCACCAUCACCGUCACCGACUUGGGGACACCCAGCCUCAAAACCGAGCACAGCAUAACCGUGCAGGUGUCCGACGUCAACGACAACGCCCCUGCCUUCACACAAAGCUCCUACACCCUGUUCGUCCGCGAGAACAACAGCCCCGCCCUGCACAUCGGCAGCGUCAGCGCCACAGACAGAGACUCGGGCACCAACGCCCAGGUCACCUACUCGCUGCUGCCGACCCACGACCCGCACCUGGCCCUCGCCUCCCUGGUGUCCAUCAACGCGGACAGCGGACACCUGUUCGCCCUGCGGUCAUUGGACUACGAGGCCCUGCGGGCGUUCGAGUUCCGUGUGGGCGCGGCAGACAGAGGCUCCCCCGCGCUGAGCAGCGACGCGCUGGUGCGCGUGGUGCUGGUGGACGACAACGACAACGCGCCCUUCGUGCUGUACCCGCUGCAGAACGGCUCUGCGCCCUGCACCGAGCUGCUGCCCAGGCAGGCCGAGGCGGGCUCCCUGGUGACCAAGGUGGUGGCGGUGGACGGCGACUCGGGCCAGAACGCCUGGCUGUCGUACCAGCUGCUCAAGGCCACGGAGCCCGGGCUGUUCGGCGUGUGGGCGCACAACGGCGAGGUGCGCACGGCCCGGCUGCUGAGCGAGCGCGACGCGGCCAGGCACAGACUGCUGGUGCUGGUCAAGGACAAUGGCGAGCCGCCGCUGUCGGCCACCGUCACGCUGCACGUGCUGCUGGUGGACGGCUUCUCCCAGCCCUACCUGCCGCUGCCGGAAGCGGCGCCGGAGCGGGCGCAGGCCGACUCGCUCACCGUCUACUUGGUCAUCGCGCUGGCCUCGGUCACCUCGCUCUUCCUGUUCUCGGUGCUCCUGUUGGUGGCGGUGCGGCUGUGCAGGAGGCGCAGGGCGGCCUCGGAGGGCCGCUGCUCGGUGCCUGGGGGCCGCUUUCCGGGCCACCUGGUGGACGUCAGCGGUACGGGGACCCUGUCCCAGAGCUACCAGUAUGAGGUGUGUCUGAUGGGAGGCUCAGGGACAAAUGAGUUCAAGUUCCUGAAGCCGAUUAUCCCCAGCCUCCCACCCCACAACACAGUAAGGGAAGUGGAAGAAAAUCCUUCAUUUAAGAAUAAUUUGAGCUUCUGA